Molecule: messenger RNA, 2517 nt
Organism: Microcebus murinus (gray mouse lemur)
Lineage: Eukaryota; Metazoa; Chordata; Mammalia; Primates; Cheirogaleidae
Gene: SCNN1B
Product: sodium channel epithelial 1 subunit beta
Biological process (GO): sodium ion transmembrane transport
Cellular component (GO): plasma membrane; sodium channel complex
Molecular function (GO): ligand-gated sodium channel activity
Source: RefSeq, a predicted model, not a curated record
CUCGCCGCCGCCUCCCAGCGCGGCCGCCGCCUCCGCCGCAGUCGCCGCGCAGCCCAGCCGUCCCCGGUCGUCGCCCGAGCAGACACCAGGAAGCAUCGAAAGUUUCUGACAGGACCGUGACACGGUGACAGCUAAGCCUCUGGUGCCACGAUGCACGUGAAGAAGUACCUGCUGAAGUGCCUGCACCGGCUGCAGAAGGGCCCCGGCUACACCUACAAGGAGCUGCUGGUGUGGUACUGCGACAACACCAACACCCACGGCCCCAAGCGCAUCAUCUGCGAGGGGCCCAAGAAGAAGGCCAUGUGGUUCCUGAUCACGCUGCUCUUUGCCGCCCUCGUCUGCUGGCAGUGGGGCAUCUUCAUCAACACCUACCUGAGCUGGGAGGUCAGCGUGUCCCUCUCCAUCGGCUUCAAGGCCAUGGACUUCCCCGCGGUCACCAUCUGCAACGCCAGCCCCUUCAAGUAUUCCAAAGUCAAGCAUUUGCUGAAGGACCUGGAUGAGCUGAUGGAAGCCGUCCUGGAGAGGAUCCUGGCUCCUGAGCCCAGCCACGCCAACGCCACCAGGGCCCUGAACCUGACCAUCUGGAACCACACACCCCUCGUCCUCAUCGAUGAGCGGAACCCCCACCACCCAGUGGUCCUCGACCUCUUUGCAGAUAACCACAAUGACUCAGCAAGGAUCUGUAAUGCCCCCGGGUGCAAAAUGGCCAUGAGACUAUGCAGCCUCAACGGGACCGAGUGCAUCUUCCAGAACUUCACCAGCGCCACCCAGGCGGUGACGGAGUGGUACAUCCUGCAGGCCACCAGCAUCUUUGCACAGGUGCCAACCCAGGAGCUGGUGCAGAUGGGCUACCCCGCCGAGCGGCUGAUCCUGUCCUGCCUGUUCGGGGCAGAGCCCUGCAGCUACCGGAACUUCACGUCCAUCUUCUACCCUCAUUACGGCAACUGUUACAUCUUCAACUGGGGCAUGACGGAGAAGGCGCUUCCUUCCGCCAACCCCGGAACCGAGUUCGGCCUGAAGCUGAUCCUGGACAUAGGCCAGGAAGACUACGUGCCCUUCCUCGCGUCCACGGCCGGCGUCCGGCUGCUGCUUCACGAGCAGAGGUCAUACCCCUUCAUCAGGGAGGAGGGCAUCUACGCCAUGUCGGGGACGGAGACGUCCAUCGGAGUGCUGGUGGACAAGCUGCAGCGCAAGGGCGAGCCCUACAGCCCGUGCACCGUGAACGGCUCCGACGUCCCCAUCCGAAACUUCUACAGCAACUACAACACGACCUACUCCAUCCAGGCAUGUCUUCGCUCCUGCUUCCAAGACCACAUUAUCCGUAACUGCAGCUGUGGCCACUACCUCUACCCCCUGCCCCCCGGGGAGAAGUACUGCAACAACUGGGACUUCCCGGACUGGGCUCGUUGCUACUCAGAUCUGCAGAUGAGCCUGGACCAGAGAGAGACCUGCAUCGGCCUGUGCAAGGAGUCCUGCAAUGACACCCAGUACAAGCUGACCAUCUCCAUGGCCGACUGGCCUUCUGAAGCCUCCGAGGACUGGAUUUUCCACGUCUUGUCGCAGGAGCGGGACCAGAGUACCAAUAUCACCCUGAGCAGGAAGGGAAUCGUCAAGCUCAACAUCUACUUCCAAGAAUUCAACUACCGCACCAUUGAGGAAUCACCGGCCAAUAACAUCGUCUGGCUGCUCUCAAACCUGGGCGGCCAGUUCGGCUUCUGGAUGGGGGGCUCAGUGCUGUGCCUCAUUGAGUUUGCGGAGAUCAUCAUCGACUUCGUGUGGAUCACCAUCAUCAAGCUGGUGGCCUUUGCCAAGAGCCCGCGGCGGCGCCCGGCCCCGGCUCGCUACGCCGGCCCGCCGCCCACCGUCGCCGAGCUGGUGGAGGCCCACACCAACUUCGGCUUCCAGCCUGACACAGCCAACCACAGCCCCAGCGCCGAGGCCUACCCUGACGAGCAGGCCAUGCCCAUCCCCGGCACCCCGCCCCCCAACUAUGACUCCCUGCGUCUGCAGCCCCUGGAUGUCAUCGAGUCUGACAGUGAGGGCGACGCCAUCUAGCCCUGUCCCUGGGCAGCUCAGGAACUCGAAGCUGAGAAGCGGAUGCCAUUGGCCAAGGCGUCGUUCUAUGGUGCCCUUUCCAGAGGGCCAGACUGUGUCCAAGCCCAGAGCCUGUGUCCCUCAACACGGGGGCAGGCAGCCAGUGGCCAGGCCCAGGCCCCGGGCCCUGCAGGGCCACAGUGCCGUGCAGGGUGUGGGAACCGUGUUCUCCCUGGGCCCUGCCCAUGUGCCCACCUGUCCUGGGUAUCCCCAGCUAGACCCCGGAACACCAGCCGCUGUCUGCCCCAGAGAGGACAGGUGGGCAUGCCGUGUGGCCCCUUCCUUCCUGGCCUUGGUCAGUGACCCCUGGGAACAGGCUCAGGAGGGUGAGGGUGGUGGGAGGAGGAAGAGCAUCGCACGUGGGAGCCCUGCCGGGUGGCACAUACUCUGUUCUAGAAAAUAAAUAAAAGUAGAAAACACUGA